AUGGCGGGCACCGGACUGGCUGGCUGGCUGGCUGGCUGGCUCGCUGGCUGGCUCGCUGUUAGUUGGUGCUCUAGCGAGAGGCAAGAGGCAAGACGCGAGGACGCGAGGAGGCGAGACGAACGAGUAUGGUACAAGGUAGAAGCUGGCACGCGCGGCGGGGGGACGUCGGUCGCGUCGCUCGUGUCGCCACCUCCCACUGAUAAAAGGCCUAAUGCGGAGAGCGAGCGAGGGACAGAGGGAGCAAGAUCUUGGAGCCACCGUUUCGGCUACGACUCUUGGCAGAGCUACCGCAGCGGUAACUUGUGUAUACCUACUCUGCCUACUCCACUUCCUUGGACGUGGAUCCGUGGUUUCGAAUUAUCCCGCAAGCAUUCGGUUGGAACCUGUGCUCUCCUGUGCCUUGUGUGUGCGCGCGAGGAAUCCGAGGAUGUGUGUAGUAGAUUGCGGCAGUAUGUGGCUGCCGGGAUGCUGUGGAUGCUAUGGAUGCCAUGGAUGUGCAUGGGAAUGGGAAUUCCGCGUCUGAGGAAGUAUGCUAGGAGAAGUGUGUGCGUAUCUAUGGCGGUCGACGACGGGGAGAUGUGUGUGUGUAUGGGUGGGUGUGGGGAUAUUCUGAUGGACGACGAGGUGGUCGACGACGAGGUGGAUGAUGAGGACGAGGACGAGGAGCAGUACCUGCCCUCUACAUCAUGUUGGAGUUGGCCUUACAUCCGAGUCGCGAUACCGAUGCCGGUUCGGCAGCUGGCGGACUGGCUGGCUGGCUGGCAGGCAGUCCGUGCUCGAACCAACAACUGCAACAACAUCAACAGCAACAUCAACAGGAACAACCACAAUCACAACAGCAGCGGCGACAACUACCAGCUCCUACAUAGUACUAGCAUCUACUAG
This is a messenger RNA of Tricharina praecox, 885 nucleotides long. RefSeq lists its product as uncharacterized. NCBI's taxonomy places the organism in Eukaryota, Fungi, Ascomycota, Pezizomycetes, Pezizales, Pyronemataceae. The record is from RefSeq and is a predicted model, not a curated record. Bases 1 to 885 code for a protein of 294 amino acids. The transcript has 12 exons.